UUUCAUUUUUCAAAAACCCUAACCACCAAAACCCCCUUCAAUUUUCUUCCACUUCAGCUCCAGCUUCAGUUUCAGUUUCAGUUUCAGCUACCAACUACAAUGGGUGCGAAAAGGAAGAAGAGGAGCAAGGGUUCCGAUAGUGACGAAGAUGAUGAGAGAGAUUCACCGCCACCAAAGAAGCAAGGAGCUUCUGCUUCCUCCGAUUCCAAUUCGAUUAAGCAGAAAUCGAAGAAGGAGAUACUUCCUUCGAUGAUAAAGAACAAGGAGAAGAGAUCUGAGAUCCAUGCCAAGAUCAAGCGCCAGAAGAAGCUUGAGAAGCGCAACAAGCUCAAGGAACGCCAAGCCGCUGAGAAAAGAGCUCUUGAGCUCGGCGAAGAGCCUCCAGAGAAGAAGGUUCCACGCACCAUCGAGAACACCAGGGAAUUCGACGAGACUGUUUGCAUGCCCGACGAUGAAGAGUUAUUUGCAGGAAAUGAUGCUGAUGAGUUCAGUAAAAUUUUGAGCCAGCAACAAACUCCAAAGAUAUUAAUCACCACUUGCCGUUUCAAUUCUUCGAGGGGACCUGCUUUUAUAUCAGAAUUGCUUUCUGUUAUACCAAAUGCACAUUACUUCAAGAGAGGAACCUAUGAUUUAAAAAAGAUUGUAGAAUAUGCAAAGAAAAAGGACUUCACUUCUAUGAUAGUUGUUCACACCAAUCGCCGGGAGCCAGAUGCUCUCUUAAUCAUUGGAUUGCCUGAUGGACCUACUGCUCACUUCAAGCUUUCAAAGCUUGUUUUGCGCAAGGAUAUAAAGAAUCAUGGAAAUCCAACCAGUCACAAGCCUGAGCUUGUGUUCAAUAACUUCACAACGCGUUUGGGGCAUCGAGUUGCAAGAUUGAUACAGUCACUUUUCCCACAAGAACCAGAAUUUAAAGGCCGACGAGUGGUUACGUUCCACAAUCAGAGAGACUUCAUAUUCUUCCGACAUCAUCGGUAUAUCUUUGAAACCAAAGAAAUUAAAAAGACUGAUACUAAAGGUAAAAAGGACGAAAAGGGGACAAAUGAGAAAGUUCCUGAUCACAAAACAAUAGCUCGUCUUCAGGAAUGUGGCCCUCGUUUCACAUUGAAAUUGAUCAGCCUGCAGCAUGGAACAUUUGACUCCAAGGGAGGAGAAUAUGAGUGGGUUCAUAAGCCGGAAAUGGAUACAAGUCGGAGGAGGUUUUUCCUAUAGUUCAUGGAGAGUUGCAUUUUGGAAGUUAUUUCUUUUGGAGUAGGUUUUAUCUGACAAAGAUGGUUGUUGCUUAUCUUGAAGUUGUGGCAAUCUGUCAGCAUGGUUUUUCAUGUAUUUCCCCCCUUGCUUUUGGGGUCUAAAUUCCUCAAAUCUCUGUAUACCAGUGCUCAAUUUUGACCUUAUGUCCAUUGUUAGUUCUCACAAUUUAAAUAUAGUUUCUUAACUUGGAAAUUGUUUGCUUCUACCAUAUUGAUUUUCUUGAGCACCAUUGCUUUUAUUCAUGUGCUACAAUUUUAUAAAAGCUUAGGCAAAUUAAGUCAGAGAAUUGAUUCCAAAUGAGCUGUACCAUCUGUACUUUAUGGCUUCAUCAGGGAUAUGAAUGUAACAUACCAAUCCUAGAAAUGACAAGCAAGAAUUGUUAUUCAAA
Arachis ipaensis is the source of this 1636-nucleotide messenger RNA. It is a transcript of the gene MEE49, whose product is annotated as Ribosomal RNA processing Brix domain protein. The record is from RefSeq and is a predicted model, not a curated record. Lineage: Eukaryota; Viridiplantae; Streptophyta; Magnoliopsida; Fabales; Fabaceae. Gene Ontology annotation, biological process: maturation of 5.8S rRNA; maturation of LSU-rRNA. Gene Ontology annotation, cellular component: nucleolus; preribosome, large subunit precursor. Gene Ontology annotation, molecular function: rRNA primary transcript binding.